This is a messenger RNA of Diaporthe amygdali, 1653 nucleotides long. RefSeq names its product ran exchange factor prp20. NCBI's taxonomy places the organism in Eukaryota, Fungi, Ascomycota, Sordariomycetes, Diaporthales, Diaporthaceae. Gene Ontology annotation, molecular function: guanyl-nucleotide exchange factor activity. Gene Ontology annotation, cellular component: cytoplasm. The transcript has 2 exons. The record is from RefSeq and is a predicted model, not a curated record. Bases 1 to 1653 code for a protein of 550 amino acids.
AUGCCGCCAAAGUCCACACGCGCGCGCGCUGCGCCCAAGGUUGAGCCUGUCGUCAAUGGGACAUCCACAAAACCCAACACGUCCAAGAAGCGCAAGGCAAUCGAGGAGGAGCCAAAGGCGCCGAAAGUGCUGACCAAGAGGCGAAGGAGCUCCGACGCCGACGGCCAGGUUGAGUUGAAGCGUCCAAAGACCACCAAGGCUAAGGCAGAACCUGCUGCGGUCGCGUCCUUCACCUCGUCCUUCUCGGCGGAACCUGUCGACACCCUCAAGAGCUUUACCUCCGCUCCACCCGACACCUCAGACCUCCCCGUCAUCAACAAUGCGCCGACUGAAAUCCUGACCGUCUUCGCGUUCGGUACCGGAGACAUGAGUGGCGAGCUCGGCCUGGGCCCCAAGAAGAAGGAAGCCAAGCGCGCCACCGUCAUCCCGAAGCUCGAUGGGAGGGAGAAGGACGCGUAUCGCGUCGUCCAGGUCGACUGCGGUGGCAUGCACACAUUAGCCCUGACCGAGGACAACAAGAUCGUCUCGUGGGGCUGCAAUGACAAGGGCGCCCUCGGCAGGGACACCAACUGGGAUGGAGGCCUGCGCGACAUGGAUGCCGAAAAGGCUGGUUCCGACAGCGACUCGGACGACGAAGACGUCAACCCCCUCGAGUCCACUCCUACGCACAUCCCUGAGAACUCCUUCCCAAAGGGUACCAAGUUCACCUCUGUCGCGGCCGGUGACAGCUCUAGUUUCGCUGUGACCAACACUGGGCUCGUGUACGGCUGGGGGACCUUCUUGGACAGCGAGGCCCACGAGACCUUUCUCUACUACAAGGGAGAGACCAUAAAGGUGCAACAAAAACCGAUCCUGAUUCCAGGCCUGCAGAACAUCACGAAAGUCGUUUGCGGUUCUAAUCACGCUCUCGCACUCGACGUCAAGGGCAACGUCUGGUCCUGGGGCGUGAACGAGCAAAAGCAGGUCGGCCGUCGCACUCACGUUCAGAACAAACAUCUCGACAACUACUACCCCGGAAAGCUCGACUUGAGUCGGCACCCAAUCAAGCUUAUCGCCAGCGGGCCGUACCACUCCUUCGCGGUCGACAAGCUGGACAGGCUCUUCGCCUGGGGCCUCAACAGCUACGGUCAGGCAGGUUACGCCAAAGAUGCCGGAAGCGACAACGCCAUUCUGCCAUACCCCCUGCAGAUCCGAUCAGUGUCCAAGCAAGGCGUGCUGCACAUGGAUGGCGGCGAGCAGCACUCCACUGCUGUUACCGCGGACGGGCGUUGCCUGGUCUGGGGCCGAAUCGACGGCGGACACCUCGGAGUCAAACUAACAGAGGCCCAACUCCAAAACCCAAAGCUGGUUCGGCGAGACGAGCACGAUCGACCCCGUAUCCUCCUUACCCCCGUGGCGGUGCCUGAUAUUGGAGAGGCGGCCUACGUAGCCUGCUCUCGAGGUCACACCGUCUUCGUCAACAAGGAGGGCAAGGCCUACGCGUCCGGCUUCAACGGCCAGCUGCAGCUUGGCAACGGCAACGACGACGACACGGAGGUGGCGGAGGAAGUCAAGGCCAAGGCGCUCAAGGGCGCCAGGCUGACAUGGUGCGGGACGGGUGGACAAUUCAGCGUUGUUGCGGGCCCAUCGGCAGACAUUAAGGCUGUAGAAUAA